UCUCCGCUCACUUUUCCACUGGACCCACACCAGGAAAGAGUUUGGCUCAACAGUUCCUCUCUUUUUGUGUUUAUUUACUUGCUCAUCUACCACGAACCACUUUCUUCCUUCGCCCACCUGCCUACCAAUCUCCGUCAUUUUUCCAGGCCCUCGUUCUGUUCCUCUCGUUCAACUUUGGAAUUUUAGUGCGUCAUUGGCAAAACCCAUUAAAUUGUCCAUGCUGCCCUUAGCUAGGAAAGCUCUCACUCUUGUAUUUCUCAUCUCCUCCUCGAACCGCGGAGGGGGAGGAGGUCAGCAUGGAGCAUCACCAUCUUUCCUGGUGGAGGCUCUGCCCCUCGACAACAAACCUCCCAGUAAUAGCGACACUGGUGAAGUGACUCCACAACGCAAUACGAGUAUUCGUUCUUGGUGCCCUUCGCCUCGUCCAAGGUUAUCCAAAUGUCUUUCAGUCCAGGGUCAGAAAUGCCCAGAGUCAACAAUCCUCGGAGUUCUUGGGGUCAACGCGAGCAUGAGCACGGACAAAGGUCCUCCAGCGUUAUUUUCCUCUGGGGCUGAUUGCGUCAUGUAUUUUCAGAAUACGGACUCUGUUGUCAGUAAUGAAACCAAAAUAUUUUCCUCUGCGUAUUUGCCAAUCAACACAACGUCGAUUCAGCUCGUUUUCCGAGUUCGAGUAAACGAUUCGACGUGUAUUCUAAACGUUCAACAGUACAACUACACCGACCAAGACUGCGAGAAAGUGGAAAUGAACGUCUCAUCUUUCCCCUUCUGCACACAAAUCAGCUACAACUGUGCUGGGGAGGAAGAGCGUCGUCUCCUCGCGGAGCUGGAGUCGAGGGGGGUACUGCUGAGGACGUCUGAGCUGCAAAAGCCACCACUCCCACUUGUUGCCCACUCAAAGAGCACCGAAUUGCGGAGGGUGGAGCGGGCCGAAGUGAUUCGGAGGGUAAAGAAACCCAUUUCGUGGAACUGGCGAGACCAUAUACUGGAAAUCUCACUCGUCUCCAUUGUGGCCGCCGUCCUCAUUCUCAUCGGACUCAAAAGAUGCUUGGCAGGGACGAGGCGUCUGAUGAAUUUGAGUUCGCAUUCUCGUGUGGUUCGAUUUGACUUGGAUGAAUUGGACGAGAAACGCCGUCGUUUUUCGAGCUGCGUCAUGUCCAGCCCCCCGAGGCAGAUCGACUACACCAAGAAUCCGUCCAAACCAAUUUUGAAAAACAGACCAAAAUUAUCUCACCCUCCACUGAAUCGUGUUUUGGGCCAAACUCAUUCUUCAGCAAUCAAGAGCUUUGACAGUAGCAGCAGCAUUUACUAUGACGCCAUCGAGGGUCCCAGCAGUGCAGCCGUCGUGGCCCCACCCGAAGAAAGCUCGUCGCAUUCUCAACCACUUAUCUCAGAGUUCUAGGCAUCAUAACCAUAAGCUAGCCAUACAUACAUACAUACGUUUGCUUAGAUUUCUAUACAAUAUUAAUGCUAAUGAGCCAUGCAUUGCUAGGAUAAGUUGGCGAUGCUUUGUAAUACCGUGCGCUUUCCGAGUCUCAUGUGUGAUAAAUAAUGAACAGUAAUAAACUGCGCUAUUCUUCUACAAAUGCAAA
Molecule: messenger RNA, 1589 nt
Organism: Folsomia candida
Lineage: Eukaryota; Metazoa; Arthropoda; Collembola; Entomobryomorpha; Isotomidae
Exons: 5
Coding region: 218-1399 (393 amino acids)
Source: RefSeq, a predicted model, not a curated record